CCCAGUGGCCAACAUCAUAAACUUAUAUGGGGAUCCUGACCCCCUCAACGUGCCGGAGCGGGUGCUAUAAAUGCCCCAGAGUUAUAGCUGCGCUACCUAGUCUAAGCUAUAUCUUCCAACUGAUAUGUCGGCCACAAUUUCGCUCGUCGCAUGCGUCCUGAUCGCGUUCUAUCUGUGGAUGCGGCACCGUUUCUCCUAUUUCAAACGUCGCGGCAUUGCGCAUGAGGAUCCCCGGCCAGUGUUUGGCAACAUUUUGGGCUGGCGAAUCACCCAGCACACCUCGCAAAUGCUGCAGAAGCUUUAUGUGAAGUACAAGGACUCUGGUCCAUUGUUCGGCAUAUAUUUCUUCAUGAAGCCCGUGUAUGUGGUUACGGAUAUGGAUCUGUUGAAGCAGAUCUUCAUCAAGGACUUCAGCAACUUUGACAGCCGGGGUCUGUUCUACAACGAGCAGGACGAUCCCCUGUCGGCGCAUCUCUUCGCCAUCGACGGUCCCAGGUGGCACAAUCUGCGGCCACGCCUAACGCCCAUCUUCAGCGGAGCAAAGAUGAAGCUGAUGUUCCCAUCGGUGCUGCGCAUUGCUCGCGAGCUGUGCAGUGCGGUGCAUGAGCGGUGUGCCGGACACGUUGCCGCCAUGGAGGUGACCAAGCUGCUGGCCUGCUACACGAUGGACACCAUUGGCAGCGCCAUCUUCGGCCUGGAGUGCAACAGUCUGCGCGACGCCAAGGCGCCCUUUGUGCAGAUGGGCCUGAACGCCAUGCUGAAGAAGCGCAUCGACUACCUCUUCUGCAUAUUCUUUCCAGAGCUCAGCCUCAAGCUGCACAUCAAGCGGACGCCUGCCGACGUGGAGGCCUUCUACAUGCAGCUGGUCAAGGACACCAUCAGCCAUCGGGAGACGCACAAUAUUAGGCGCAACGAUCUCGUCGACAUCAUGGUGGAGAUGAAGCAGAAAUACGAGCGAGGCGACACAGCCGAGGGCCUGACCAUCAACGAGAUCGCCGCCCAGAUGUACGUCUUCAUUGUGGCGGGCUUCGAGACGACGGCCACAGCUCUUGUCCUAGCCCUGUACGAGCUGGCGCGGCAUGAGGACAUUCAGUGCCAGCUGAGGGAGGAGAUUGAGGAGGUCAUUGCCAAUUACGGAGAUAACGGAGAACUCACCUACGAGGCCAUGCAGAAGAUGAAAUACCUCGAACAGGUGAUGUCGGAAACCCUUCGCAUGUAUCCCGUCGCCUCGGAGCAUCUGCGCCGUGUCAAUGCGCACUAUGAGGUGCCCAACUAUCCCAAGCACUAUUUACCAGCUGGAUCGCAGCUGAUCAUACCCGUCUACUCCAUACAUCAUGAUGCGACCUAUUACCCGGAUCCGGAAAAGUUUCAGCCGGAGCGCUUCACCGACGAGGCCAUACAGCAGCGACCCACCUGUGCCUACCUGCCCUUCGGCCAGGGGCCUCGCAUCUGCAUUGGCAUGCGGUUCGGCCGCAUGAAGCUGGCCGUGGGCCUCAUCACGCUGAUACGCAAUUUCCGCUUUAGCCUAGCGCCCGACACCCCGCAGCCGAUGCAGUUCAAGAAUCACUCAUUCCUGCUGCAUCCCAAGGAAUUCCGGCUGCAGUUGGAGCCAUUGAGCUAAGAGCCACGACUAGAAUUUCCAGUUAACUAAUUAUUUAUUUUACCAUUCAUAUAUUUUUAUAAUUUUGCUUUAUUUUUAUACGUUCCUCUAAUCAUUUACGAUAGAUAAGAACAAAACAAUCGUAAUAUGUACUAUAUUUAGCAGCCAAACUGGUUUAACAUGAAUGUUGAUAAUGAAAUCAAA
Drosophila navojoa is the source of this 1804-nucleotide messenger RNA. RefSeq names its product putative cytochrome P450 6a23. The record is from RefSeq and is a predicted model, not a curated record. Lineage: Eukaryota; Metazoa; Arthropoda; Insecta; Diptera; Drosophilidae. Gene Ontology annotation, molecular function: monooxygenase activity; heme binding; iron ion binding.